Messenger RNA from Olea europaea var. sylvestris, 2187 nucleotides. RefSeq names its product RNA-binding protein 24-B-like. The record is from RefSeq and is a predicted model, not a curated record. The coding region runs from base 783 to 1646 and encodes 287 amino acids. The transcript has 8 exons. NCBI's taxonomy places the organism in Eukaryota, Viridiplantae, Streptophyta, Magnoliopsida, Lamiales, Oleaceae. Gene Ontology annotation, molecular function: RNA binding.
ACAAAUGCCACGUCAUGAAUGAAUGCCAAAACCGGAAACCAUUUUCAUAUUCAGACUCGUCUUCUUCGCUUUCCUUGUCCCUGUCCCCUCUACUUGUGGGAAAAAUCAUGACUCUGUUUCAUUUUAUCUCUCUCCAUCAUCACCACCCUCGCCCUUAUCAAAUUUCAAACCCUAACACCUGCAAGUUUCCUUCACCCUUCACCACCCUAAUUACUUGAUUUGCUUUUUUCAUAGACAUGUAAAUACAAAUUGUUAUUCUUAAUCCUUUUGUUAUUUCAAAGUGAAACUGUUAAGUUCCAUGAUUUACCUUUUCCCUACCACCACCUCGUAUUUUCUAUGUAUAUAUGUGUGUAUGUAUAUGUGCUUGUUCAGCUCCCAACCCCACUUCAUCAUUUUUACUCCUACUUUGCUGUUCCACCUUAAUUCUAGGGUUUUCUUUUAUUUUCUUUUUCUGUUUUCUUGAUCUUUGUGCUCUUUGAUCUCUCCUUCUUUUUCUUGCUUUUUUAAUUCAAAUUCGAAAAUCGUACUCUGUUUAUCCCAUUUUCCAUGUAUAAACAUUUAUCCAAAAUCAAAUGGCUUUUCAGUUUCUUUCAGCCUUUCUUGGGGCUUUUCUGUUAAAAAAUGUUAAUUUGUCUUCAUUUGAUCAAUUUUAGUAUCAUUUAGGAUCGCUACUGCUCGCACAAUUAUUUAAAUUCCCUUCUUCCAGAAUCUUCUUCUUUUUCUUGAAACUUUAGUUCCCUUUUCCUUUUUGACUGAAAAGUUGAAGUAAUUUGGCUGAUUAUAUGGCCAAUCAGCCUCCACCGGUGAUUCCUGGUCCAAGUUCCGGUUCGGGUCCAGGUGGGUUUCAGUAUAUGAAUUUUCCAUUUGGGGACACCACUUUCACUAAAGUUUUCGUUGGAGGCUUGGCCUGGGAAACUCAGAGUGAGACCUUGAGGCGAUAUUUUGAGCAGUUUGGUGAAAUUUUCGAGGCAGUUGUCAUCACGGAUAAGAACACCGGCCGAUCCAAAGGAUACGGUUUUGUGACUUUCCGGCAUCCAGAGUCCGCUAGGAGGGCAUGUGCUGAUCCGAGUCCAAUUAUUGAUGGGAGAAGAGCGAAUUGUAAUUUGGCUUCACUUGGACGCCCUCGUCCCUAUCUGCCCUUUGGACGUCUUAGAUCUCCAGCACCUUACCUUGGAGGACUACCAGCUGCAAGGGCUCCUUAUAUUGGAAGUUUUGGUCAUCCGCAACAACCUUCUUAUGGUUACCAGCAAGGCUUGAUGUAUUCUCCAUAUGGGUAUGCUGCUUACAGUCCAGAAUAUGCUUAUCCCCAGGGCAUGUACAAUCCUUACGGAGGUCAGCAAUACCUUCAAAUUUAUGGUGUUCCUGGAGCAGUAAACAACACUGUGUAUCCUUACAGCUCUAUGAGCCAAGCUGUUCCAGGAAGUCACGGUUUUACAACAUUGCAGGGAUAUGCAAUGUCUGGUCGCCCGAUAGUGCAGUUUGGUGGGCCAAGCGUCACUGCAAUGGCAACUUCAUCUGUUCCAGCACCGUUCCCUACAGUUGUAUCAGGUGCCGCAGCACCUAUUACUCCGCAGCCACAAUUCAUACUAUCUGCUCAUUCUCCUCAAUUUUUGCAAGGUAGCGGUUCUGACCAAAAUGCUGGGUGAGGGUUGAUCAUUGUACCCUUGGAUUGCGGCAGGACUAAGAACAGCAGUUCUGCUACUUGAGUGGCGAGCUUCAAAUCUAGCCUUGCAAAUUAUCCAUUUUGCAUUCUAGAGGUGUUACAUUUUCGCGCUCACCAUAGAAGUCAAUGUCCUAGUUGCUCCAUUGGAGGAGAGAAGAAAAGGGGAAUGUGCGGAUUGCACUUCCUUCAAUCAUGAUGUAAAUAAACUCCCGAUUUCUACCAGUAUUCUGGAUUACUGGCAGAGAGUCGUGGGCCGGAAUUGGGUUCCGGCUCCCCUUCCCAUGUAUGUAAAAAAAGAAAAAAUCAUGGUUAGAAUCAACAUAUGAUUCUUUCAGUAGAGUCCGUCCCAGCAUUUUGGAUGUGUAGAUGGUCUCUGGUGGUGUUUGGUACAAUCCUGCAUUGUAUUUAGAGUUGGGUCUGUAUCUUGUGCAUAACUACAGUCGUUAGGCUUUUUAUAAAUCAUUCUGUAUUCUGGAUUAUUUUAGAGCCUAACUUCAAAAUGAAACAAUCUUGAUUCGAUUAAA